CAGAGCGCGUUUCCUGGCUCCCUUGUCAGUGCCGGGCCCCCCCCCUCGGCCUCCGCCGCCCGGCCGCUCCCUCUCCCGCCGCCCGGAGCGGAGUCGCGUUGACUGACCAGAGUCCGCGAGUCCCGCUCCGCUCCCGCCGCGUCAGGUGUUUGGGAGUGAUGUAGGUGCUCUGAAAACAGGCAAGGAUCAAAAAGAUCCCUUUUUCUCUCUCUCUCUCACCCACACAUAUGCUGUCUCCACUUCUGAGUCUGCACCCUCACUAGUUGCUUGUCCAGGGAUGCCCGUAUACCCCAUAUUUCUCACCCCGUGGAGAGAUGACAACAGCUGAGUCCUGUACUUCCCAACCUCGAUCCUUUCAGUCUAUGUACUGAAAGAACUGCUGUGCAGAGCUUUUUCAAUUUUUACAACAUAGGAAUAUCUUUAACUCGGAAUGUCUCUACAUCAGUUUUUACUAGAGCCAAUCACCUGCCAUGCAUGGAACAGAGACCGUACUCAGAUUGCCAUUAGCCCUAAUAAUCAUGAAGUCCACAUCUACAAGAAGAGUGGGAACCAGUGGGUCAAGGCUCAUGAGCUGAAGGAACACAAUGGCCACAUUACAGGUAUUGACUGGGCUCCCAAAAGCGAUCGCAUUGUAACUUGCGGCGCAGACCGUAAUGCCUAUGUCUGGAGUCAGAAAGACGGCGUGUGGAAACCAACCCUUGUGAUCCUGAGAAUUAAUCGUGCAGCCACCUUUGUGAAAUGGUCUCCCUUGGAGAAUAAAUUUGCUGUGGGAAGUGGAGCUCGACUUAUAUCUGUGUGCUACUUUGAAUCUGAAAAUGACUGGUGGGUGAGCAAACACAUUAAAAAGCCCAUUCGUUCCACUGUCCUUAGCCUGGACUGGCACCCCAACAAUGUUUUGCUGGCAGCGGGAUCCUGUGACUUCAAGUGCAGGGUGUUUUCUGCUUAUAUUAAAGAAGUGGAUGAAAAACCAGCCAGUACACCGUGGGGCUCCAAAAUGCCUUUUGGGCAGCUGAUGUCCGAAUUUGGGGGUGCUGGCAGUGGCGGAUGGGUGCACAGCGUCAGUUUUUCUGCCAGCGGUAACCGACUCGCCUGGGUCAGUCACGAUAGUACCGUGUCAGUUGCUGAUGCCUCAAAAAAUAUGAUGGUUUCGCAGCUGAAAACAGAGUUCCUCCCACUCCUGAGUGUGUCAUUUGUCUCUGAGAACAGCGUGGUGGCGGCUGGCCAUGACUGCUGCCCGAUGCUCUUUAACUGUGAUGACCGUGGCUUGUUGACCUUCGUUUCCAAACUAGACAUUCCAAAACAGAGCAUCCAGCGCAAUAUUUCUGCUAUGGAACGCUUUCGAAACAUGGAUAAAAGAGCCACUACAGAAGAUCGUAACACUACCCUGGAGACGCUGCACCAAAACAGUAUAACCCAAGUGUCUAUUUAUGAGAUAGACAAACGAGAUUGUCGUAAAUUCUGCACCACCGGCAUUGAUGGCGCAAUGACCAUCUGGGAUUUCAAGACCUUAGAGUCCUCUAUUCAAGGUCUACGAAUCAUGUAAAGGUGGAUUUCCGUGAUCUAGCAGGACAAACUGCUCGACAGAACGCAGCUCCCACAUCUGCACAAACCCGAAAAGGGAGGAGGAAGGUGGAAUAUUUGGAAACACUGAGAAAAUACAGUUUGGCAGAUUUUCUUUUGAAUCUAAAUUUGGUGAAUUGUGUUGGUUUCAAAAUCAGCUGUGAUUGUUCUUUAAUUUUAUUUUAUUUUUUGGUUGGUUGUUUCAUUCCAUUCUUUACCAAAGCUGCUCCUUAAGUAGUUUAUUGCAGGAAGUUAUGAAUCACUAACUUAAAAGGGGAAUUUUAUGUAAAUUGUCUGCUAGAAGUAAUAAUAAUAAUAAUAAAAAAAAGAAAAACCGAA
Molecule: messenger RNA, 1899 nt
Organism: Columba livia (rock pigeon)
Lineage: Eukaryota; Metazoa; Chordata; Aves; Columbiformes; Columbidae
Gene: ARPC1A
Product: actin related protein 2/3 complex subunit 1A
Exons: 11
Coding region: 431-1543 (370 amino acids)
Biological process (GO): Arp2/3 complex-mediated actin nucleation
Cellular component (GO): actin cytoskeleton; Arp2/3 protein complex
Molecular function (GO): actin filament binding
Source: RefSeq, a predicted model, not a curated record